Messenger RNA from Exserohilum turcica Et28A, 1825 nucleotides. RefSeq lists its product as uncharacterized. The transcript is spliced from 2 exons. The record is from RefSeq and is a predicted model, not a curated record. NCBI's taxonomy places the organism in Eukaryota, Fungi, Ascomycota, Dothideomycetes, Pleosporales, Pleosporaceae. The coding region runs from base 33 to 1514 and encodes 493 amino acids. Gene Ontology annotation, molecular function: NAD+ binding.
CUGACAGCGAGCGCGCACGGGAAAUCAACACCAUGGCUGCCCACGCCUCAGAGGGACCCGUCGCCGCCCAGGACUCCGUUCCGCCGCCCGCCCCGGCCGGCAAGGCGGAACCGACGGCGGGGGGCGCGACCAAACCCAAAGAAGAGGACGCGCCUGCGCCCGAGCACGACGACGAGGAUGGUGGCGUGUGGGACUCGGCCUCGCUGUACGAGGAGAUUUUGGACGAGGUCGAGGCCUUUGAAUACUCCAGCGACGGUGUAGACAUGUGUACCGCCGACGAGGCGCGUCGACUGCGCCAGCGAUUGCACGAGGUCGGCGCCAGCCAGUUCGUUAUGGAGAACAUCACCAGCGAGAAGAUGACGGCGCGCAAGCUGUGCACGGCGUUUGGCGUCAAGAUACCCAAGUUCCUCGAAGAAGCCCCCGACGAGAACUUCUACCAGCUGCUCGGCCUGGCCAUCAAUCGCGAGCUCAACAAGCGCCCCCGCCUUGACCAGUACAAGACCAUUGAAGACGCUGCCAAGCUGCUGCAGGAGCGCAAGAGCAUCAUGGUCAUCACCGGUGCGGGCAUCUCGACCAGCCUGGGCAUACCCGACUUCCGCUCCAAGAACACGGGCUUCUACUCGCGACUGCUGCAGAUGGGCUACGACGAGCCCGAGGAAGUCUUUGAUAUUCACAACUUUGACGAGAACCCGCGCACCUUUUAUGCGCUGGCUGGCGACAUUAUACCCGACCUCGAGAAGUGGACGCCCACGCACGAGUUCAUACGCCUGCUGCAAGAUAAGGACAAGCUCCUCACCAACUAUACCCAGAACAUCGAUAACGUUGAGGCAAAUGCGGGAAUACGCAAGGAGAAGCUUAUCCAGUGCCACGGUUCCUGGGCAACUGCAACGUGCCGGAAGUGCAAGUUCAAGGUGCCGGGCGAGGAAAUUUUCGACGAUGUGCGCGCACAGAGACCGGCCGAGUGCAAGCGCUGCAAGGAAGAGAUUGCCGCACAGCCCACCAGGAAGCGCAAGCGGGCCUCUAACGGCAACGGCAGCAGAAAGAAGCGAUCCAGCGACGAAGACUCGGAGUCUGAUGGCGCCUUUGACAUUCCGCAGCCCGGCAUCAUGAAGCCAGACAUUACCUUCUUUGGCGAAGCACUCCCCAACGACUUCUUCGACAGGUUGAAAGACGUGGACAAAGACAAGGUGGACUUGGUUAUUGUCAUGGGUACGAGCAUGAAGGUCGCCCCUGUCUCCGAGAUACCCAACUUCCUGCCUCGAGACGUACCGCAAAUAUACAUCUCCCGAGAUCCCAUCCACCAUAUCAACUUUGACAUUAACCUUCUUGGCGAUUGCGAUGUUAUCGUGGCCGAGUUGGCCCGUCGUGCGGGUUGGGAUCUCAGCCACAAAAUGAUACCCGAUGGCCAAUCGGUCGAGGUAACACUCACCGAUGAUGUGGACCACAUCUCUACUGUCAAAGUCCACGUCCCGGUGGCGACCACGACAAACAACCAUAUUAACGAAUCAGCAUGAGCGUAGAGUUUAGCGUGUAAUUCUGUGUAUUGAUGGCGUUAUGAUUGGCAUUACGAGUGGCGUUUACAGGGGCAUUGUGUAUUCUGGACGCAGAGGGUAGACGCUGGCCCCGUGAUGUAACUCAGAUUCAGGAGUAGGGCGUUGGGACACCAUCACAUUGAGAGCAGCGGAAGGGCGGUUUGGAAGAUACCAUGGAUCGAGGGUAUGCGCAGGGGAGACACAUCAUAUGGUCUUUAUUUCAUCACAUCCCCUUUGCCGCAUAUAGACUCUUUUUUUCUUUUUCCUUGCGCAGCAUCAUCCGUCAAUCGAGU